GGCUGGCUGGAGGACUCGGACGUGGAGGCCUAGUUUGACAUUGUCCCCAUCCCUCAGGCCGCCACCUUAUCACGGUGCUACGCAGGGCUUCUCCGGCCAGCACUGCGGGUACACAAGGUCGGCGUCUGGGCACUGGUUUCCUAAACGACAAGAAAAAUGGAAGCAUCUGCAAACCAAAUGCAGCCACUGAGUGAGAAGCAAAUAGCCAAUUCUGAAGGUGGAUAUGUAUGGCAAGUCACUGACAUGAAUCGGCUACACCGGUUCUUGUGUUUUGGUUCAGAAGGUGGCACUUACUAUAUCAAAGAGCAGAAGCUAGGCCUUGAAAAUGCUGAAGCUUUAAUUAGAUUGAUUGACGAUGGCAGAGGAAAUGAAGUGAUUGAGGAAAUCAAGUCAUUUAGUCAAGAAGGCAGAACUGCAAAGCAAGAGCCUUUGCUGUUUGCACUUGCCAUUUGUUCCCAGUGUUCAGACAUAAACACAAAGCAAGCAGCAUUUAAAGCUGUUUCUGAAGUCUGUCGCAUUCCUACCCACCUCUUUACUUUCAUCCAGUUUAAGAAAGAUCUGAAGGAAAGCAUGAAAUGCGGCAUGUGGGGUCGUGCUCUCCGGAAGGCUGUUGCAGACUGGUAUAAUGAAAAGGGUGGAAUGGCAGUUGCUCUGGCAAUUACAAAAUAUAAACAAAGAAAUGGCUGGUCUCACAAAGAUCUCUUAAGACUGUCCCAUCUUAAACCAUCCACUGAAGGACUUGCUAUUGUGACCAAAUAUAUUACAAAGGGUUGGAAAGAAGUCCAUGAACUGUAUAAAGAAAAAGCACUUUCUGUGGAGACUGAAAAAUUAUUAAAGUAUCUGGAGGCUGUAGAGAAAGUGAAACGUACAAAAGAUGAACUGGAAGUCAUUCAUCUAAUAGAAGAACACAGAUUAGUUAGGGAACAUCUGCUAACAAAUCACUUGAAGUCUAAAGAGGUAUGGAAGGCUUUGUUACAAGAGAUGCCACUUACUGCUUUGCUAAGGAACCUGGGAAAGAUGACUGCUAAUUCAGUGCUUGAGCAAGGAAAUUCUGAAGUAUCUUUAGUAUGUGAAAAACUGUGCGAUGAAAAGCUACUUAAAAAGGCUCGUAUACAUCCAUUUCAUGUUUUAAUUGCAUUAGAAACUUACAAGACAGGUCAUGGGCUCAGAGGAAAACUGAAAUGGAAGCCGGAUGAAGAAAUUUUGCAAGCUUUGGAUGCUGCUUUUUAUAAAACAUUUAAGACUGUUGAGCCGAGUGGAAAGCGUUUCUUGCUAGCUGUUGAUGUCAGUACUUCUAUGAACCAAAAAGUUUUGGGUAGUAUACUCAACGCUAGUACCGUUGCUGCAGCAAUGUGCAUGGUGGUCACACGAACAGAAAAAGAAUCUUCUGUAGUUGCCUUUUCAGAUGAAAUGGUUCCAUUUCCCGUGACUAUAGAUAUGUCCUUACCACAGGUUUUAGUGGCCAUGAAUCAAAUCCCUGCAGGUGAGACUGAUUGCUCUCUUCCAAUGAUCUGGGCCCAGAAGACAAGCACAGCUGCUGAUGUCUUCAUAGUAUUCACUGAUAAUGAAACCUUUGCUGGGGAUGUCCAUCCUGCUGUUGCCCUGAAGGAGUAUCGAAAGAAAAUGGAUAUUCCAGCUAAAUUAAUAGUUUGUGGAAUGACAUCAAAUGGCUUUAGCAUUGCAGACCCAGAUGACAGAGGCAUGUUGGAUAUGUGCGGCUUUGAUACUGGUGCUCUGGAUGUAAUUCGGAAUUUCACAUUGGAUAUAAUUUAACUAUAAGCACCAGCAUGAUCUCAGAUGUCCACUGCUGUCAGUGGAUAUCAUAGAACAUACACAGUUACUUCCCAGCUAACGGCAGUACACUGAAAAGUGGAGAUCAGUGAGAUGGAAAUAUACUUUGCCAAGGACAGAAGGAAAAGCACAUUGGACCCAAAGGUACAUGUAUUCAGCUAGCUCUUGGGAAAUAGCUUCAGGAUACUGUAGCAUCGUCCUCUAAUAGAAAACGUCCUUAGAGACACUGUAUAGUAGUCACAUUUUACUUUGGUAAGUAACACUUUUGGAUCUCACUUGUGUUAAGUACAAAAGUGUGAGUGAGUAGUCCCACAUCAUGUCUCUUGUUUGAGAAGUGCUUGUUUUCUUAAAUGUUUUCAUUGGAAAAGGACAGCUUUGAUGACGUCCAAAUACUCUGAAAUGCACUAGACCAUGCAACUGUGAUAGAAGAUGAACCUCAUGUGGUAAACUUUUAUACCAAGGGGUAAAAAAAAACUAAGACAUUUGAUUAAAUUAUGAAUGAGUUUUACAAAUUCCUUUCAGAGUUUUCUAAGGUCAUAUAAACGACAGCUUUCUUAUUCCAUGAAAAAGGUAUUUUUUAUUUCAGGUGUUAUAUUUGUACUUGUAGAAUUUGUACCAUUUGGCCAAAACAUGAUGGAAAAUCCUAAAAGACUUGGUUACCUUCCUGUAGGCUGAGGAAUUUGCUUUGUUUCAUUGUAUUUUAUUGCCAUGAGUAGAGAUAGAACUUAGUCAUUUCUUCUAAAUUACAGCAUCUUUUGGUGUAGUUAGGCUUUCUUAUUUUCAUAUUCAUAAAUGAAAAUUAAAUGUUUAACACAUUUAGUUUCCCCAUCUAUUAUCUUGAACAUAUAACAAUUAAAAUUUCAACUAUACAGAGGUGUCUUUCUUCAUACUCUUGAAAUAGGAAUAAUUUAAAUUACCUUUAACUAUUUUUUGUAUUUUCUAAUUAAAUGUCUGUAGUCUCCUCUGUCCUAUAUCAUUGUCUAUUAUGUUUUCACAGACUUUUUCUGAUAACAUAAAGAAAUAAUAAAGAAAGCUAGGUUCUUCAAGUUUAAAGGCAAUUUUAGAGUAGCCAACUAAGAACUAAAUUAGUCCAUGUAGGAAAUUUUUAAAAUAUUUUUGGUAUAUUAGACUUCCUUUUCAUUAUACUAACUUGCAUUACUUUCUUGAGCAAUUAUCUUGUUUUCAUUAGGAGGUUUAGCAUAGAAGCAGCCUAUUGAAAUGCCAGUGUCUUUUCUCAUAAUUUUAUAAUGGUAUCUAUGGUAGUUUAUAUUAAAACUUUAAUUUUUAUGCAUUGCUCUUUAAAUAUUAAAGGUUUAAUAGGGGCUUAUAAAGCCCUUCUCACUUUCUGUGAAAAAUCAAACACUAGUAAAUGUAAGUUAUAUAACCUUAAGUUUGGCAAUUGGAAGUUUUAUAUUUGGGACAAAGGGGACUUUGGUAGUGUGAGGAUUUGUGUACAUAUUUUCUGCUGAGAAAUUUAGGCUCUGCGAAUAAGAAAAUGUUCCAGCAGAUGUAUUUGACAUAUUAAUGUGGUUUGAUAUGUCAUUCUUUCAAGACAACUGGCAGCAAUUUUAAACAUUAUUUACCUGAGACAUUUUUGAUCAGCAAAGACAGUGGCACCUCCCACUCCAAGUGAGCCUUACUUCUGAUGUUCUGUCAAGGAGGGGUUAGUAUCUUAACUACUUUUGAGAUAUAAAAACUUUAUGUUAAAAUUGACUGUAGCAUUAAACAUCCUAAAUUACAUGAGAGCUAUUGAAUCCUUUAAACCCAGAAUUUUCAGAAAUUAGUAAUUAUAAUAUGGUCUAACUUAUUAAUCCUAAUUAAAAUACUACUUGGAAUAUUACAUAAAAGCUUAUUUUUUCAAUUAUAUAUUGUUCAAAUUGUGCAUUUAGGUAAAUAAAGUAUGUCUAGGAGCUAGCAUUUAAUCCAUCAGGUAAAUAAGAUUAGAGGUGACCUUUUUGAAGUACUUAGGUAGGCCUAAUUAAAUAGAUUUGGAUGGAUGGAUGGAUGGAUGGAUGGAUGGAUGGAUGGAUGGAUGGAUGGAAGGAAGGAAGGAAGGAGGAAAAAGAAGGUGAUUUUUAUUUUCAAAACAUUAAACUUCAGAGCUGAAAGAAACUUAGAAUCUUUAAAUCUACCAUUCUGAUUUUGGUUAGAUAACCAGUGUCUAGGACCAUAUGAUUCUGGGGCAAUGUAGCCUGGGAAGCUCAGCCUCUUCCUUUCAGUCCAACUUUCCUUUUACAUACACAGGGAUGGAACACACAGUCUUUUACCUUAGUUACAUAUUAGGAAAUAAUGUAUAUGCAUGAUUGCUUUAGAAAAUUGUUGAACAUGUAUGAUUUUUUAAUUUGUAGUAAUUCUCAAACACAGUUAUGUUGUAUUAGAACUAUGUAAUAUAGACCUAUAGAAAGACUUUACCUCAUUAAGCAUAGAAUAUACUCAAAUGGUAAACAAAUUUUACUUUCCAAAUUACUUUUAGGGUUACUGUUAAAUAAAUAUCAUGGAAAAUACUACUUUGAAAAACAAUCUUAAAAAAUAAAUUUAUUUCCAAGAUAAUGUGUAAAUAUUUCCAGAUUUCAGUUGUUAUUGAUAAAACACUAAUCUUUUUUAUUAGUGGUGAUUUCUUGGAAAUUCCAUUUAUUAACACUGUUAUUUAGUGAUUGUUUUUUAUGAGAGUUUUAGUAAGGCAGGAUGCUAGUGAAUGGAAUGUAGUAUUACCCCUUUGGAACCUCUUUUGCUUUCUUAAAUGUACUGUGUGUUUAUAGAGAACCAGUUUAACUUAUGUGAUUCAGUCUUGCUAGGUUCACAAAGUAACACCCCUUAUGCUUGGAGAUAAUAGAAUCAGUAGCUUAAUAUUUACCUAAAAUUAAAACUGGAAAGGAGGGCUUGCAAUACAAGUUAAAAUUUCCUUUUUAAUUAAAAAUACUAAGAUGUCAUUAUUGUCUGAUAAAAAGAAAGAACUAUAUUUCAAGUCAAGAUCCUUUUGGAAAGACAGAAAAACUCAUACUCAGAACAGCAUACUCUUACUAACAUCUGCUUAAUAGUCUUUUCAAAUAACAAGUCUACAACUGACAGAAUACUAUUGGCAGGGUUAUGUCUCACUUUUCUAGACUUUAGAAAAAUUCAAUUCUUUUGGAAAGAACAGAAUACGGGAAUAAAUUUGAGGCUAUAAUCAUUAAGAAACACCUUUAGAAGUACAGUAAAGCUAUGCCUAAGCAAGAAACGAAGGUUAAAUCAUUGUAAGUUAUAUUUCUUUUUCAUUUGACCUAAAGAUACUACCAUAGCAAGAUGGCUUAAUGAGUAAAGAUACUUACCACCAAGCCUGAUGACCUGGGUUCAAUCCCUGGAACCCAUGUAGUAGAGGAAGAGAAUCAGUACCUGUAGUAAAUGUCUCCACAUUUACCCCAUGGCACUUAUGUGCAUCCAUACACUCACACACAAAAUAAUAAAUGUAAAAGUUAGAAAAGAUUUUUAAAAAGAUACUGCCACAGAGUUAGUGGGUAAGUGAUACACUUGUAGUAAAAGUAAUUAAAAAAUGAACAAUCUGGGGCUGGAGAGAGGGCUCAGCAGUUAAGAGCACUGACUGCUUUUGCAGAGGACUGGGUUCGAUUCCCAGCACCCACAUGGCAGCUAUGAACCAUCCUUAACUCCAGGUCCAGGGAAAUACGAAGCUCUCUUCUGCCUCCCGCAGCAUUGUGCAACACGGGUGCACUCACAUACAUGCAGGCAAUACAUUGUUCAUACACAGAAAAUAAAAAUAAUAAAAUAUUUUUUAAAUUAAUUUAAAAAAUGAAUAAUCUAGUCUUGAAAUGGGUUGAUUUUAUUAAGAUGAAAACUGUCCUCUAGAGAAAUGUCAAACAGACUCAGUAUAAAGAACACAAGUGAGAAUCUGAACAGGUGUGAGGUGCUGCCGUGAAGCAAGGCAGCAGUUACUGCUUGAGUUUGGCCUUGUGUCUCCCUCAUACCUGCUCCUUCAUCUCAUUCCAGGAAAGAUUCUUUUAGGCCUAGUUUUCUUUUUCUUUUGAAAGUCUUCUCACAUUUUUGUCCUUUUUCUAGUUUGAUCUAAUUGGAUAAUAAAAUGAAUGGCAAGAAAGUCAUCUACGUUCAGGUUUAGAUUGAUCUUUUGCAGAUUCUUUUUUUAUUUUACACAGAUUUAAGAAAAUAAUUUCCAAAUUAUUAAAGUAAUAACUGAGUUGACAGAUUUUCCUCCAAAAUCAAGUUAUACUGUAUAUAUUCCAGAAAUUUUAUGACCAUUCAAUAAGAUGAGUUAUUCAGGAUUUGUUUGUAAUUAGAGAUAAACGUACUUGCAUUGAAAAGAGGUAUUCUGCUACAUGAGCACUGCAAUAAUUGGCUACUCUUUCAGAAGAUGACAUCUGUAUCCUCAUGUUUCCAUAAUCAUAAAGACUACUGUUUGGUUAUUGAAGUCAUCACUGAGUAUAUACAUGCACACAUAUAAGCUUUUAGUAUAAAUAACUUACAUUGACAUUCAAUAUUGUUUUAAUUGGUAACUGUAUUUGCUUGUGAAAAUUAUUAUGAACUUAAUUCUAAAGUUAAUUAUAAAGUAUUUUUCAUAUAGAAAACCAGUAAUGUCACUAAGUGUACUAUUUGAAUAAAAUUAUAAAUGGCACAUAUUCCUAAACCUAAAAACAAGAAGAUAUAUUAGAAAAUGAUAGAAAGCAAGAUAAUGUUGAAAGAGUCUAGUUCUGAAGUUGAGGUGGUUAUUUACAGUGAGAAUGAUUUGUAAAUAUAAUGAAGAUAUGCAAAUGCUGUUUCUGAUCCUGUGGAGAUUUUUUUGCCUUCAUAAGUGAAUUUUAAUUUUAAAAUCUCUGAACUGCACUUUUUACAAGUUAGCAGAAUCCAUACCUGAAAAAAAAAAAAAGAAACAGCAAAAGAUUUCUGCUGUUUUCACUUUACUAUAUAUAUACUUGGAUUGUUUAAUGUAGUGAACAUAUUUCAUAUCACCAUAUAUAAUCAGAUUAUUUAAGUGCAAAUGUUACAUUAAACCUUGUAUUUAAAUGACUCUUCAAGCUGUUUGAAGUGUAAACUGGAGCCCCUUUAUGGCCAAAUUAAAAUUUAAAUAUACAAUGAAUGGACACUCAUGAAGAAAAUGUUCUUGUUACACUAUUCUAAAUAUAGACUAUGUAUUUGGUAUGAUGUGACGAGACAGCUUGUGGAAUAUGUUUUAGUUACAGUUUCUUCCUUUUAUUGCCAGCCUCUCACAAUCAAGAAUUCUCCUAAGGAACGAGAUGUAUGAAAUCAUCUUUUUUUAAAAAAAAAAAGGGGGGGGGAAUAGAUGUGUUACAGUCUGUUUCUGAACUAUCCAUUUGCUUUGUUCAUUUCCGUAAUCAGCCAAUUGAUGGAGCUUUCAUUUAUCCAGAAUAAUGUCUGCAUAGAAUAAGUUACAGUUAAGAGCCUUAAAGUGGGGGGAAAAAAUAACCCUUUUGACUGCCUUAAAAUAUGACUAGCUCUCCUUUCUAGACUUUCUGAUUACUUUCUUUGGGGUCUGUUAAUUAAUGCCUUAAUAGUGUUUUAAUGUUUCUGAAGUAUAGAACUCAAAGGGUCUUUUAGAGCUUUUAAUUUUGCAUAAAGAAUGGAAAGUUCACUGUCAGGUUUUAAAACUUGAUUGUACAUUAAUAAUUUAAACAUAAUGAAAUAAUCUGGCUAUAUUGGCGUGUUACAGCCAUGUGACUAUAAUAUCAGUGAUAUUUUAUGGUAGUUUAAGGUUUUUAUUGUUUCGUAGAACCAGUUAUUCAAGAAGCUGGACUUCAUGACUCUAACAUGACCUCCCUGGACCAUGUUGUUUAUUUAGCACUCAAUGAAAUGUGCAGUUGUACAAUUCCAAAAGGAGGUACUUUUUAAGGCAAUU
Messenger RNA from Nannospalax galili (Upper Galilee mountains blind mole rat), 7651 nucleotides. RefSeq names its product Ro60, Y RNA binding protein (gene Ro60). Bases 157 to 1773 code for a protein of 538 amino acids. Gene Ontology annotation, molecular function: RNA binding. The transcript is spliced from 9 exons. The record is from RefSeq and is a predicted model, not a curated record. NCBI's taxonomy places the organism in Eukaryota, Metazoa, Chordata, Mammalia, Rodentia, Spalacidae. Gene Ontology annotation, cellular component: ribonucleoprotein complex.